This is a messenger RNA of Trichoplusia ni (cabbage looper), 1140 nucleotides long. RefSeq names its product succinate dehydrogenase [ubiquinone] cytochrome b small subunit, mitochondrial (gene SdhD). Gene Ontology annotation, molecular function: ubiquinone binding; heme binding. NCBI's taxonomy places the organism in Eukaryota, Metazoa, Arthropoda, Insecta, Lepidoptera, Noctuidae. The transcript has 4 exons. Bases 117 to 665 code for a protein of 182 amino acids. The record is from RefSeq and is a predicted model, not a curated record. Gene Ontology annotation, cellular component: membrane; mitochondrial envelope. Gene Ontology annotation, biological process: mitochondrial electron transport, succinate to ubiquinone; tricarboxylic acid cycle.
AAUCAGUCUAUUUUGACAUUUAUCGAAUUUGGGGACUCGAUGGCUGACGUUGUGAAUUAAUAUUUUAGAAAUUUUUAUUUAACAUAAUCAGUAGCAAAUCCAUUAUAACAUCAAGAAUGGCGUUUUCAAUGUUGCUGCGUACGCCAGGCUACACAAGUCGGCUGUACACCCAGCAGAUGAUGAAGCUGGCGACACAGGCGUCCCUCCAGCGCUCCGCCGUCAGCGUCUUACCUGCCACUGCUAAUGCACUCAAGGAAAUGAACACUCCUAUCCUUAACUCUGUGCGUUCAUUCCGCACGUCGCCCGUCCGGCUGUCGGACGAGAAGCCGCACGACCAUUCCAAGCUGUGGGUCAUUGAGAAGGGCGUGGCCGCCCUCAUGGUGCCCAUCCUGCCCCUCGGCCUGCUGCUGCCCAACAAGAUCCUCGACUCCGUCAUCGCGAUCCUCAUCUGUGCCCACUCCUUCUGGGGUUUGGAAGCGAUCGCAAUAGACUACGUCCGAGCAAGUGUUGUGGGUCCCAUUCUUCCCAAAAUUGCCCUUGGGCUUGUGUAUAUUAUCUCUAUCGCCACCCUGGGCGGGCUCUUCUACAUCAUCAGCCACGAUGGCGGCAUCGCGAACACCAUCAAACAGAUCUGGGCUAUCAAGUCCGAUCGCCAGAAAUUAUAAACGUCUCCAAGCGAAGUUAUGUUACUAUGAUAAGUAAGCUAGGACUAAUUUUAAAUAGUGUUGCCAUGUAAGCGGGCUUUUAUCUGUGGUCUAACGUUUACCGCCCUAUUUAUUCCUUUUUUUUAUUUGUUUUUUUGGCAACGCUAUUAAGGCACUGUACAAAGAGCGACUCGGCAAUCACAGACUGCGAUACCGUAACAAUGAAAUUAGUUGACUGUUUGUUUUUUAUGAAAUAUUUUUAUUAGUCGAAUGAAUGGUCGAAAUUAAUAUUGGUAUGGCAGAGAUUACCUUUGCCGGGUUGCGAUACGACAAUAUUCAAGGUAGGUACUUAAUUGCACAAGAUUCCCAAAUUUCGUUUUGCUUCAACGAUUAAUGUUUAUAGUAUUAUUUAUUGUUUACGCAGUUUGUUCUGAUAGUUUGAAAUGUACGCACUUGCGGGGGUGUAGUUCAAUUUAUUAGAAUAAAUAAUAGUUGA